Rhea pennata is the source of this 3816-nucleotide messenger RNA. It is a transcript of the gene PIAS2, whose product is annotated as protein inhibitor of activated STAT 2. Lineage: Eukaryota; Metazoa; Chordata; Aves; Rheiformes; Rheidae. Gene Ontology annotation, molecular function: transcription coregulator activity; SUMO ligase activity; zinc ion binding. Bases 186 to 2114 code for a protein of 642 amino acids. The record is from RefSeq and is a predicted model, not a curated record. The transcript has 15 exons. Gene Ontology annotation, cellular component: chromatin. Gene Ontology annotation, biological process: protein sumoylation; regulation of transcription by RNA polymerase II.
GUGGCGGCGGCGGCGGGGCCCGGCGACGGCGGCGGCGGCGGCAGCAGCAGCAGCGGGUAGAAAAUGGCGGAUUUCGAGGAGCUGCGGACACAUUAAUAUAUUACACAUGCCAGCUGGUUUGGGAGUUAACUUUUCACUGAAACUCCACAUAUUGAUCUGAAGUGAACUUAAAAUGAUGGAAUGUAAUGGACAGACUCAACAUAAUGAAUUUCUGUGUUGGUGAUGUAGAGAUCUUUAGGUUGCAAUUAACAUUCAUCGUAGUUAAAAAGAAUAUGGUAUCGAGUUUUCGUGUUUCUGAACUGCAAGUAUUGUUGGGCUUUGCUGGACGUAAUAAAAGUGGGCGGAAGCAUGACCUCCUGAUGAGGGCACUGCACUUACUGAAGAGUGGCUGCAGCCCAGCAGUUCAGAUAAAAAUCAGAGAACUCUAUAGGCGUCGGUACCCAAGGACAAUUGAAGGACUUUCGGACUUAUCGACGAUAAAACCUGCAGUUUUCAAUUUGGACAGUAGUUCCUCUCCUGUAGAGCCCGACUUAGCUGUUGCUGGAAUUCACCCGCUCCCGUCUACAUCAGUUGCACCUCAGUCUCCCUCGUCGCCUGUCAGUUCGGUGCUUCUCCAAGACACUAAGCCGCACUUUGAGAUGCAGCAGCCAUCCCCUCCGAUUCCACCUGUUCAUCCUGAUGUUCAACUGAAAAGCCUACCUUUCUAUGAUGUGCUUGACGUGCUCAUCAAACCUACGAGCCUGGUACAGAGCAGUAUUCAGAGGUUUCAAGAGAAGUUUUUUAUCUUUGCUUUAACACCUCAGCAGGUCAGAGAAAUUUGUAUUUCCAGGGACUUCUUGCCAGGAGGCAGGAGAGAUUACACAGUCCAAGUUCAGCUAAGGUUAUGCCUAGCAGAGACAAGCUGCCCUCAAGAAGAUAAUUACCCUAAUAGUUUGUGUAUUAAAGUAAAUGGAAAGCUGUUUCCGUUGCCGGGAUAUGCUCCACCGCCAAAAAAUGGAAUUGAACAGAAGAGGCCUGGACGCCCCUUGAACAUAACAUCUCUAGUUAGGUUGUCAUCUGCAGUGCCAAACCAGAUUUCCAUUUCCUGGGCUUCUGAAAUUGGAAAGAAUUACUCCAUGUCUGUGUAUCUCGUUCGUCAGCUUACUUCAGCUAUGCUUUUGCAGAGGUUAAAAAUGAAAGGUAUCAGAAACCCUGAUCAUUCCAGAGCACUAAUUAAAGAAAAACUAACUGCAGAUCCUGAUAGUGAGAUUGCCACAACCAGUCUGCGAGUAUCUCUGAUGUGUCCUCUGGGGAAGAUGAGACUGACAAUCCCGUGCCGGGCUGUUACUUGCACACACCUGCAAUGUUUUGAUGCUGCUCUUUAUCUUCAAAUGAAUGAAAAGAAGCCUACCUGGAUUUGUCCUGUCUGUGACAAAAAGGCAGCUUAUGAGAGCCUAAUAUUAGAUGGACUCUUUAUGGAAAUCCUAAAUGAAUGUUCAGAUGUAGAUGAAAUUAAAUUCCAAGAAGAUGGUUCAUGGUGUCCUAUGAGGCCUAAGAAAGAAGCUGUGAAAGUCUCAAGUCCACAGUGCACCAAGAUAGAAAGUUCCAGUGUUGUUAGCAAGCCAUGUGCUGUGACAGUGGCCAAUGAAGUAAGCAAGAAGAAAGUUGAUGUUAUUGACUUGACAAUAGAAAGCUCCUCUGAUGAAGAGGAAGAUCCACCUGCCAAAAGGAAGUGCAUAUUUAUGUCUGAAACACAAGGAAGCCCAACCAAAGGGGUUCUCAUGUAUCAGCCAUCUACUGUAAGAGUGCCCAGUGUGACAACGGUUGAUGCUGCUGCUAUUCCUCCUUCAUUAACAGACUACCCAGUACCAUUCCAUCAUCCACCAAUAUCCAGUAUUUCAUCGGACUUGCCAGGUCUGGAUUUUCUUUCAUUAAUCCCAGUUGAUUCACAGUACUGUCCUCCUAUGUUUUUGGAUAGUCUCACCUCAACCUUAACAAGCAGCACGCCUGGCAGCAUCAUCACAUCAACCAGUCACCACGAGAGCAGCACUCACGUUAGCUCCUCGAGCAGGAGCGAGACUGGAGUUAUAACCAGCAGCGGAGGCAGCGCUCCCGACAUCAUCUCACUGGACUGAAACAAGCGGCAGCAUGGGACUCCAGGAGAAAUAGCACAGCUGCUUGUGUCUCGAACUGCAAUGUCUUGGAAGUUAUUCCAAUAUUUAUUGAAAAGAUUUGCCUUCUGAAAAGUGGAGUAAAUUCAUUUACACUAAGAACAAAAGUGAUUAGAAUUUUUUUCUUGCUCAUUAAGUAGCUGGUAGAGAAGAGGCCCUUUCAGAACCUGUUUUUACCCUUUUGGCUUGUUCUGGGAAAACUGAUGUUUUUGUUGCUGGAUGGAGUCCAAAAAUGGUUUUUAAUUUUGUUGUCAGAACAGCAAUAAUGUAAAAAAACCACUUUUUUAAAAAUUAAGAUAAGGCACUUAACUACUCUAGAACAACAGCCUGGACAAAGGUGCAUAAGUGUAUGCAUUGGUGAAUCUUUAAUACUUUCAGUGGGGGCCUGUAAUAAACUUCAUUUAAGACAAUGAAGCUUUCUGAAAUAGCCAUGUGUUUUAUACUUUUCUUGUUCCCUCCUGACCUGGAAGGUAUGGGAAGCCUCUGUAAAGGUGUUGGCUUUCUUCCUGAUUUCAUGUUCACAAAGGCACCAAAAUCCUAAACUGACUCUUCCUCUUAAUGUUCUUGGGGCUGGGAAGGGGACAACCUAUCUAUGCAAACCCUGCAUUAUACAAAGUGUGUACUGUCACUCCAGAACUAUGAUGCUUCCCCCCUACCCAAAAAAAAACCCCUCCAUGCCCUCUCUCUGCACCACUGAGCUCUAGUUGACUCUCUCACCUGACAACUUUUCAGAGGUGAUAAGAACUGCUUGGAUUAUAGAAUCAUUGUUGUCCUUGCUGUAAGUGCCAGCCCACAUCUGAUGAAGUGCAUGCUCUGUAGGGCAGCUGUAAGGAAACAAAGUCUCCCUCUCUCUCAUACUCUAUCCAGUGCAGAAUUGUUUUCUAGGGUGCUUUGCCCAUGGCUUCCAUCACUUCAGUAGCUGCAGUGUCCUGUUUGGGAAUACUGCAGUUGGACUUGUUGUAGUGGGGACUUGUCUUUUUGGAAGACAAAAUGCUGUAGGUGCAUGCUCUUCUCACCUAACUAGAACUACAUGUUUAGGAUUUUGCAACACACUGUUCUGUAUUACACAGCCAUCUAAUUGUGGCUUUUCUAGUCAGACCGACUCUGCUGCUUUGUUCUGUGUAUGCAGUGUUUCCUCACACAUGCAUGCGCACACUUCUAGGGAUAACCUCCUCAGUGCCAUAUGUGCAAGAGGUUAGACCAGGAAAAUCAAAUCACCUGCACAGAGCUGGAGUAACAGUUUGUCUAUAUAUGUUGACACAGCAACUUUUCCAAGGGUUGUGUUUCUGUUGAGUAACUGUAUUUCAAAUUAUUCUUUUCCCUAGUUAUCACCUUUCAGUUUUCUCCAAUCUUCUGUUCCUUUUCUUUAGUUCUUUAGUCUGAGAUAUUUGGUGCUUUUUGUCUUCUGUUACAGUAUUUGAACUAAAUACAUGGAGAAGAAAUAUUGAAGCAGGAUGUACUGUGUGUUGUCUGCCCUGUACUCCCAUCCUGAAUGCUGCAUUUCUGUUCCUCAGUGCUUGUCUUCAAUUCACGUUGGUCUUAUUACUGCACCUACCCGUUGUUCUCCUUUCCUCCUCUAUUACUUUUUUCUACCUGUUAAAAUGAUCAGGGUUUUUUCAGCAUGAUUUAUUCUUAAUAAAGCCAUGCUACUCAUGAGUUUUUCUGC